AGGAGGAGAAGGUAGAGAUGCAAUUCUUUAAGAGCGACUGAGCAGGUUGGCAGAAAACUCUCGUCCCGGUUCCCAGACAUAAAGUCUUUCCGUUUAACGGUCCAGCGCCUCCACCAUGUCGUCCAGACCUUUUGAAAGUCCGCCUCCUUAUCGACCUGACGAAUUCAAACCUUCAAACUAUGCACCAAGUAAUAAUACAUACGGUGGUGAAUUCCAUUCUCAGCCCAUAUUCUCCCAGCCAGCAUAUUCUUACUAUCCGGAAGAAAAAGUACAGCACUUCUACAAAUGGACGUCCCCUCCAGGAAUAAUCAAGAUCAUGUCGAUUCUCAUAAUAGUGAUGUGUGUUGGUGUCUUUGCUUGUGUUGCUUCCACGCUACCUUGGGACCUAGACGUGUAUGGAAGUACUCUGGGGACUGGUAUGGGAUAUCCGAGCUAUGGUGGAUCUGGUUUUGGAGGCAACUAUGGUUACGGCUAUGGAAGUUAUGGCUAUGGAGGGAGUGCUUAUGGCCUUGGAGGGAAUUAUAUUGAACCUCGGUCUGCAAAAGGCUUUAUACUUGCAAUGACAGCAUUCUGCUUUAUUGCUGGACUCAUGGUUUUUGUAACAGGCGUUACCAAGAAUAGCAUGGCCAGAACAACAAAGUAUUAUCUCAUAAUCAUCAUAGGAAGUGCUAUCUUGCUGUUCUUGAUGUUCAUUGCCACCAUAGUGUAUGUGCUGGCAGUCAACCCAACUGCACAAGCUUCGGGAUCGAUAUUCUACAAUCAGAUUUCUGCCCUGUGCAGCCAAUUUUAUGUUACAACAAAUACUGCCAUCUUUGUGAAUCAGUAUUUGUAUCACUAUUGUGUGGUGGAACCUCAGGAGGCUAUUGCUAUUGUCUUAGGAUUCCUGAUUGCCGUAGCUUUUAUCAUCAUAAUAUUAUUUGCGGUAAAGACACGGAAUAAGAUGAAUCACCAUGGUAAAAUGAAUAUCCUAUGGGAUAAUACAAAAGAUUAUGAAGAAGCUCCCAAUGUAGAAGAAUGGGUGAAAAAUCUAAAUGCGGAGCCUUCAUCACCUAUGCCAGUAACUGACUACCCAGACAGAAUUGCCAGUUCUAUGGCUUACUCAGCUUCUGAUGUUCCUGCACAUCGUGUCUAUCCUGAAAAUAACUACAGAUCUACACCGAUGCCUGCAACUAUCGACCCCUUAACAAAACAGUAUGCCGAUACUAGCAAUCACAAUGGGUCAGCUAAGGUCCCAGCACAAAAAAGAAAAGCAAGGAGACAGAAACAAAUCAACAGUGACAACUAUGAUGCAGAUUAUACCACUGGAGGGGAAUCGUGCGAUGAACUGGAAGAGGAUUGGUACAGGGAAUAUCCAGCUGUAUCAUCAGACCAUCAAAGGCAAGCAUACAAGCGAGACUUUGAUGCAGAGCUGCAAGAAUACAAGCGUUUGCAAGCGGAGCUUGAUGCAAUCAGUAAAGAACUCUCCCGCCUUGAUAAAGCAUUGGAUGACUACCGUGAAGACAGUGAGGAAUAUAAGGUUGCUGCUGAAGAAUACAACAGACUGAAGGAUAUCAAAGCUUCAUCAGACUAUAAGAACCGAAAGGAGCACUGCAAGAGGCUGAAGAGCAAGCUAUCGCACAUCAAAAGGAUGGUCACUGAUUAUGAUAGUCGGAAGUCAUAACAAGGGGGAGGGAGCGUAUUUGCUUAAAUAUGUAUACUUUCAUAAAGCUGGGAUGCAGUUGUUUUGGAUCACAGGUAAUUGAAGAAAGCUAUUGUUUCUUUUUUUACUUUACAACUGCACACAUUUGUGCCAUGUUAAUAUGAAGCCUGAACUUUGGCACUCCAUAUAUUAGGGCCUUUCGUACUUUUCACUGAUUCAAGGGAUUUUGUCCUGUACAUCCUUCACAUGCUGUUGGCCAUAAUGUAAAGGACUUUAAAAAAUUGUUUACCUUAUAUCUCUGUAAUGACUUGUGCUCCAUUUUCCUUGGCAUGUUGCUAUGUGCCUUUUAAAAGCAGUUACAAAAUACUGGGUAUAGUCUUCCAAUUCCUUUUACAAAUCCUACUUGUGUUUGUUGUAGUGUUGUAUGCUAUUUACAGUGUGGGUUUGGUGCUUUUCAUAGAAUAGGACGGGACCUCCAUGGUCAUCUAGUUCAACCCCCUGCACAAUGCAGGAAAUUCACAAAUACCUUCCC
Molecule: messenger RNA, 2171 nt
Organism: Gekko japonicus
Lineage: Eukaryota; Metazoa; Chordata; Lepidosauria; Squamata; Gekkonidae
Gene: OCLN
Product: occludin
Exons: 9
Coding region: 116-1660 (514 amino acids)
Biological process (GO): bicellular tight junction assembly
Cellular component (GO): apical plasma membrane; bicellular tight junction; cytoplasmic vesicle
Source: RefSeq, a predicted model, not a curated record